AGGUUGAAAAAGGUGCUUACCUACCGACAACUAGUGAUCGUGCCACUGUGAAAUUUACCAGUAUUUCUACGCGUACUCGUGCACAAAAAGCUAAUAUUGAUGAUUCUGAAACACCGGGAACUGUUAAACUAUUGAAAAUUAACAAUACCAAUUUAGAACGUGCAUGGCAUUCUUCUCGUAUGGUUAGUCAUGAUGAUUGGACUCAAUGGUUGAAAACAUUGAAUAUGGCACUUUUACGUGAAUCCCCUAGUCCAGCAAUACGUGCUUGUAGUCAGUUGACAGCUAUUACACCUGGUAUAGGUCGUACAUUAUUCAAUGCAGCAUUUCUUAGUUGUUGGCCUGAAUUAAAUUAUCAUCAACAAGAUGAUUUGAUUAAUACAUUGGAACGUGUACUACGUGUACCAGACCAGUCGCCGGAAGUUAGUCAAACUAUAUUGAAUUUGGAAGAAUUUAUGGCUCAUAUGGAUAAAUAUUCCAAUUCAUCACAUCGUGUCCACCUACCAUUACCAUUAGGUGUACUAGCUGAUAGAGCAUUAAAAAAUCGUGCUUACGCUAAAGCAUUAUAUUAUAAAGAACAAGAAUUUUUAAUGGAAUCUGAAAAACGUUCAUGUCCUAGUCCAUCAACUUUAUCUUCAUUAUUAACUAUUUAUAGUAAAUUAAAUUUAGAAGAAGCAGCUAAUGGGGUGUUGUUGUAUGCAACACGUAGUACACAAGAUAAACUAGUAAGUGAUUGUGGUGAUUAUUAUUAUUAUUAUUAUUACUAA
Schistosoma turkestanicum is the source of this 764-nucleotide messenger RNA. Lineage: Eukaryota; Metazoa; Platyhelminthes; Trematoda; Strigeidida; Schistosomatidae. The record is from the annotation of a GenBank genome assembly.